This is a messenger RNA of Caenorhabditis elegans, 1336 nucleotides long. RefSeq names its product HABP4_PAI-RBP1 domain-containing protein (gene C10G8.8). The transcript has 7 exons. Lineage: Eukaryota; Metazoa; Nematoda; Chromadorea; Rhabditida; Rhabditidae. Bases 9 to 1166 code for a protein of 385 amino acids. The record is from RefSeq and is marked reviewed.
GGCUCGAUAUGGAUCGUGAUAAGCGACGCAGCGAGGAGCAUGAAGCAGAGCUCGAUCGCAGAAUCGCCCUCAUUCGGGAAAAGAACCAUCAAAUUGAGCAACGUACUAAGGAGAUCGAAGAGGAUCGUGUACGCAAUGAGGAUUCUAUAGCGAAAUCUCCAAAGUCAUCGUCUCAAACGCCUCCUAAAGCGACAACCCCAGACCGUACAGGUCAGUGGAGUCGCGAGUGGGACAAAGGAAAGACACCUGCCGAAACUUGGCGGGAGAACGUGCCUUCAAUGGAUUUGAAGGGAAAAUUGGCGGGUCAAAGUGGCGCUAAUACUAAUAAUAAUAAUAAUACCAAAAACCAAGAGAACGGAGGAGGAUCUGGAAAUAAUCGACGAGGCGGUGGAAGAGGUAAUGAACAAGGACAGAAGAAUCAAAAGGAUCAAGUGAAGAUGCCAUCAAGAUUGGAAGGAAGAGUUACUUUUCCUGGAAAACAGAAUGAGGAUAAGGAAGGAAAACGAGGUGGAAAAGAUGGAAAAGGUGGAAAUCAUGGAAAUUCUGGAAGAGGAAAUCAGAAAGAAGGGCAUUCGGAAAAGAAAACCUCGGUGACCGCUUCCGAUGGAGAGGCUCAAAGAGGGCAGAGAAGACGUGGAAGUCAGAAAGAUCAGAAGGAUCAAAAUGGGAAACAGCAGAUUCAGAAGAAGGAUGGAAAAGGAAAGAGCCAGCCGGUUGGAGAUAAAGUUAAUGAGGAUAAGAAGAAACAAAAGAGUAAUCGUACGCGUCGUGAGAGUGAUAACUAUGCAGUUCGAAAAGUUCUCCACAGAAUAGUUGACAAAGUAUGUUGGAUGGAGCGAGUUGAGAAGAGAAGAGCAAAAAAUGAACUGCUCGGGGAGCAAGAAGAAUUGGAAGAGGAGCCGAAGAGUGAAGAUGAGGUUGAUGUGGAAGAUCACGAUCAAGAAGAAUGCCAAGAUCAAAGAACAGAGACUCAAACUCCAAAAAAUUCUGAGCCGGCUCAAGAAGAAGAAACCCGUGCAGAGGAAUCUAAAGAUAAAGAAAAUACCGAGAAUUCUGAUGAAACAAAAGAAGAAUCUUCCGAAGAUGUAAAAGAAGACAGUAAUCAGAAUGUGAUCAGUCUGGUCCGUGAAAAAGUGGUUACCAUGACAACCUCUCAAGUCGCCUAAUCCUCUAAAUUUCUGUGAUUUUUUUUUUCAUAAGAAAAUUUAAAAAAAAACCAAUACAAAAUGACAUUUGUGCCUUAAUGCUUCCCACUUGUUCCCAUAUUUCAGUUUAUCAACCUGCAAUAUUUAUUAUUACGCAACUAAUUUUUUUUUGUAAAUAAAGCUUCUUCUCU